AUGUCAUAUAACAGACCAGAUGUCAACCGUGGACCUUCCACUUCUGGAAGUAUACAUCCCCUUCCUUCACCAGCGUCUACUGCAUCCUAUCUUUUUCCACAAGGAUCCGGUCUGCCACUACAGUCAUGGCAGAGUCAACAGUCUAGAUACGAAGAACCGUACAGUCCACGAAGCCAGGCUCCGCUAGAAUAUCGCAUACCGUCCAGGCCAUCUCUGUCUGAUUAUCAACUGCCUUCUCCUGCCACCUCUUCAAGGCACAGCAUCUCCAGUUCGUCCACGUACAGUGCAUACCAACCAGACCAUGGCACAUGGCGCCAACACUCGGUUGGAUCGCCUUAUAGCUCCAUGCAAGUGGAUCAUAAAGCCAUGUCAGUUCAACACUCUGAUCGGGAAAUCUCCCCACAGAGACCUGGAGCUGGAGGAAAACUGUUUGCUUCAGGAAAUCAAGACUCCCCUGAGAUGAAUGCGACGUCGUACCAUGUUACGUCGAAUGAGAUAUCGAACCAAAAGCACCGUACCUCCAGUUCUGGCAUUCCUCUGGGGUUUGAGCGGCUGCUGCAUCCACAAAGUCCACCGCCACAGUCGUUUCCUCUCUCGCCCCAGCCGUCUCCCCCCGUUACUGCGUCAAGAUUUCGCCUGCACAUCCGGCAACAGCCUGUAGCAGGACGUGCUUGCGCUGCGGGCGAAAAGGAUCGCCGUCCAAUCGAUCCUCCUCCGAUCUUACAACUGCUCAUCGUCGAUUUCGACCCGGAUUCUGAAAACGACCGGCUCUUGCUUCAAGACCCAAGAUUUGCUGUGGGCUGCCUGUUAUAUUCUGUGACGCAUGGGCAGCUGGUUCAUUGCACGCAUGUUGUCGAGCCCUCUGCGAAAGCACCGUCGACCCGUGCCUCAAGGGACAGCGAUGCGAGCGCUCGAGGGCAGCAGCAAUGGAGAUCGGUUCAGAUGCUCUCUGGAAGGUCGUACGUGUCCCCGUUCUACGUUGACAAGGAACCCGAUCCAGCCACCGCUCCAGCGCAUCCAUCCAGCACCGGCAGAGCGGGGGACGCAGUACGGCCAGCUGCUUCCACAAUGCCUGCCACGUUCUUUGUCUUUGCAGACCUCUCUGUCCGCACAGCAGGCGUGUACCGGCUAAAAUUCCGACUGAUGGACUGGGGCAGUGUCAUGGACACGGGCACGUCUCAGCCCGUCCUGGCCGAGGUCUGGUCGGAUCCGUUCCGCGUGUGCUCGUCGAAGGACUUUCCGGGGAUGCGAAGAUCGUCGCAUCUGGCGGAAAGGCUUCGAGAGCUGGGUGUCAAGGAUCUAAAGGCGAGAAAAGGAAAGGGGAGAGGAGAGGCAAAGCAAAGGACGAAAGUGAUAGUGAAUGACGGAGUCACAAAAAAAAAGGACAUUCAUUGGCCUUUUCUUUUGGUCUAA
Rasamsonia emersonii CBS 393.64 is the source of this 1413-nucleotide messenger RNA. Its product is annotated as Velvet complex protein. Lineage: Eukaryota; Fungi; Ascomycota; Eurotiomycetes; Eurotiales; Trichocomaceae. The record is from RefSeq and is a predicted model, not a curated record. The coding region runs from base 1 to 1413 and encodes 470 amino acids. The transcript has 4 exons.